AUGGACCCGGCGCUCUUUCAGCCGCCUCUCGUCUCCCAGCCAUCGACUGAAGACAUCAAAUCGUCAGUCACCGCCGCCGCCGCGGCCACGUCCGAGGAUGACUCAGGCGGCCUCGACGGAUACGACAUGGGUUCUGGCGCCAUGGACGAGGACUCGGACACACCAGGCAUCGACGGCGUCAAGCGCCCUCGUCUCCGCUUGGCGCAUGCAUGCGACCGUUGCCGGAAACGAAAGAUCCGCUGUGACACGCAACAGCCUUGUGGGCCUUGCUCUGCAACGAAAAACGAGUGCACGUUCAACACCCCCAGUCGACGAGUAGCAAAACCCAAGGUUCCCGAGGGCCGCUCGUCGUCGGCGGGUGUCAAGCGACCCCACUCGCCGCCUCGGAGCAGUGGCGGGUCCAGCGCCUACCAGGCCUCGCUGGAAGCACGCCUUGCGACCCUCGAAUCUCUCCUUCGCGACGUCCCGCCCAACGUGCACAAUGCGUAUCUCUCGACACUGGAUGCGCGGCUCGGCUCUGGUCAAGGCGCGGGGCUCGCGCAGGGCAAGGGUGACGGCGUUGGCAUCUCGUCCGAGGCGCUGGGCGCAGCACCCGCCCUUGCUGGAUCGGCGCUCAGCGCGUUUGACUCAUUGAAAACCGACUCUGCGCUCACUCCGGCGGCGUGGGCAUCGGCGGCAGCGCCAAGCAUGGCUGGCGCCUGGGCCGGCGGCCGCUCCAUCAGGCGCCGCGACGACCGUGGCGUCGACGAAGUGGCCCGCCGCAUGGAAAACCUCAGCUUCUUCUACGAAGACGAGAUUGGGCAGGCCAAGUGGCAAGGUGCGACUUCUGGUUUUCCGUUGUUGGAAUUCCUCACCGCGGCCAAGGCCGGCUCGGAAGUGGAUGAGCCGGAGGGCGACGAGUCGUCCCCUUCGUCUGUCGACACUCCUGGCGCGCGCCCUGCCCCAUCACCACCAUCAAAGAUUGGCCGUCGUGCGAGCUCGCAGUCGGCGGUCGGCAACCGCAACUCGUCGGUGAGCUCCAAGGUGCGCUCGUCGUCUGUCGAGCCCAGGAGAAGGGAACGCUUUUUCCCCGACCGCACGCCGCGCCCGCACCAGACCCUCAACCCCGAGGCCAGUUGGAAGGUCAUCACUGGCGUCAUCCCGCCCGACCUUAUGGACACGCUCGUUCGCUGUUAUCUCUCGACCAGCCACUUGCUCUGGCCCUUCCUCCACGUGCCCUCUUUCCUUGCCGACUAUGCCAACCCGCAGCAGUGGGGUGAGCCCGGUUUCGCCUGCUUCAUUGUUGCCGUCUGCACCCUCUCGUCGCGUCACGUCGAUGACCCCCGCGUCCGCGCCAACCCAUCCGACCCCUCGACUGCCGGCAAGCAGUACUUUGAAUUGUUCAAGCGAUUGCGUGACUUGCCGUCCGCCGACCGCCCAACCCUCUACUCUAUCCAGGCCGCGUUCCUGGCGGCCAUCUACGCCUUUGGCUUGGGCAACUUGUCCAAGGCCUGUGCGCUCCAGGCCGAGAGCAUCACCCUCUGUCUCGACGGCGGUCUCCACCGCAGCGUUGACCAGUACGACCACUUCAACGCCGUCGAGCGCGAGACGCGUAAACGUACCUUUUGGUCCAUUUACGCGUGGGACAAGCAGUCGGCCGCAUUGUUUGGUCGCCCGCCCAUCAUCCACCUUCGCGACUGCGAUGUUACCGAGCCGAUGAUCGUCGACGACGAGAACCUCACCGCCGAAGGUGUGCAGGAGCAACAGAACCCUGAAACCAGCCGGAUGUGCGCGUUCAUUGCUGCGAUUCGUCUCCACGUCGUUCUCGAAGGUGUAAUCGACGCGUGCGUUCAGCCUUCGCCCUUCCCCUCGUCAGCCUUCCUUGCUCGCGCGAGCGCCACCAUUGCGCGCCGCACACCGCAGAGCGAGUCGCUUAGGGAGGAGGAAGAGCUUCUGGAGGAAUGGAAGCGCAUACUGCCAAAGUACUGGGAGUACGAUUCGGAGACGGCCAACUCGCGCGACCCCAUCCGCAUCACCCAGGCUGAGCGCCUCCACUGUCUCGAGCACCUCGUCAAGAUGAUCAUCUACCGCCACCGCUUCUCGGGCUUUGUCGUCAUGCCCGCGUCGACGGUUGAGGAGCGUGGACGUCAUGUCGAGUUCUGCCGCCGCGCCAUGCAGUGCGCGUUGACUAUUAUUGCCGACCACGUCCACAUCUCGCAGCGCGGCAUGAUGACCUACUACGGUGUCCAUGUGAUCCACCAGCUCGCUCAGGCGGGUCGUACCCUGGUCGCUGUUGUCCUCAAUUGCAAGAACCCCGAGUUCCGCCCUCUCAUUUCGCCUUCGGUUGAGGGUCUUCGCUCAUGUGUCGGUCUCCUGCGUCGCUUCAGUGGCCGCUACCUCUGUGGUCUCCGCUCGGCCGACAUUAUCGACGAGUUUUGCCGCGUGUGCAACAUUCCAGUCGACUCUCCUCGCGUCCCCGACUCGGCUGGCCGUCCUUCGCCCGCCUGGCUGCGUCCUGUUCGCAAACGCGCCUCGGUUUCGCCUGGGCCCUCGAGUCUGCGCAACUCGUCGACCCCCGACAUGGUCGCCAGCACCUUCCGCGACAUCAUGUCAGCACAAGCCGAUCUCACGGCCGGCCAGAUGCCCGGCGACCUCGAGUCCGUGUUCAACACGUCCGACUACUUUGACACGAGCGCCAUGGACAUUUCGUCCCCCAACAAGGCAGCGACGUCCCUUGCCGCCAACGUGUUUGCCACAUCGCUCGGAGAGCCCAGUGCUCCGUACGACCGUCUGGAGACAUUGUCACCCAACGAGAAUCUCGGUGGAAUUGGCAACAUGACCUUGCAACAGUACGCGACCGCCAACGGCGGAUCGAAUGGCCCCACGGUCAACGGCGUCAAUGGCAACUCUGUCACCGCAAUGGACACGAUCAUGUUUUCGAAUGGCCUUGCUGGUGACGUCCUUCCCUCGACUGGCGUCGACGCCGUCGGGCCCGACGGCCAGCGCUCAAACAACCAGAGCUUGUCCGCCGCGACGAUUCUCAGCCUCUUGGAAGAGGGUACGUUCGACUACAGCUCCAUCUUCACCGACCAGGCACCUCUGCCCGACUUUGACUUCCAGUCGGCCAUGGUCCCUGAAGGCAACUCCUAG
Molecule: messenger RNA, 3129 nt
Organism: Apiotrichum porosum
Lineage: Eukaryota; Fungi; Basidiomycota; Tremellomycetes; Trichosporonales; Trichosporonaceae
Exons: 3
Coding region: 1-3129 (1042 amino acids)
Biological process (GO): DNA-templated transcription; regulation of DNA-templated transcription
Molecular function (GO): DNA-binding transcription factor activity, RNA polymerase II-specific; DNA binding; zinc ion binding
Source: RefSeq, a predicted model, not a curated record